Molecule: messenger RNA, 999 nt
Organism: Brassica rapa (field mustard)
Lineage: Eukaryota; Viridiplantae; Streptophyta; Magnoliopsida; Brassicales; Brassicaceae
Source: RefSeq, a predicted model, not a curated record
AUAAGAAAAGACGAGAGAAAACUUGCUUUUCUGUUGACCAAGAAAAACGUGGGGGUAACAUAAAUAAAAACAUUUCGCAUUUUUGUCCAAAAAAAAAAAAAAAAAAAAACAUUUCGCAUUUAGUCUCUUAAAUCAUUUAUCUGAGUUUUCCCUCUGCUACAAAGAAAGAAUCCUUUAAAAUAUAAUAUCAAAAUUCUAUCGGGUGGGAAAAAACGAAGGAUGGCGGUUUCGAAGAAAUGGGCAUCGACAAUCUCCGUCGUCGCUUCAUCUCUGUUUGCAUUCAUCAUCGUCUUCCAGAUUCCUCUCUUCCGAGUAGCGUGCAGGAACAAGACCUGCGAAUCACCACUGGAGGUUAUAUCCUCUCAGUUGGUUGAAAGCGAACUCGUUCCUUCACCACUUGUCAAGACACUCCUUUAUCCUGGUGCCAUUGCCAAGUCCCUUCUCCGUGGCUCUCCACUCCCAAGCUACCACAACUUGUUCCACUUUUACCAUUUCGACCACCUCAAUACACCCUCCUCCUCCGAUGAUGAUGAUAUCCGCCAUCUAGAGGUGUUUGCUGGGUGCUGUUUAUGUCUGCUAGGUGCUUUACUCAGCAUCUUCAAACCCAGAAGACUAACCUUCAUUGGCACGCUCUUGAUCUAUUGGGGUCUUCUCAGAGACAUUCUCCUUUUCAACUCCUCUGCUCGUGUCUACCCAACGCUCUUUCUCGCUUCACUCUCUUCUUUCCUCUCCAUACGAAGCGACGUCAGGAAGAUCAUCCAGUGUUGUUCUUCCACUUCUAAGCCCCUUUCCAAAUCUCUCUGACCCUACAUGAGUUAAAAUUAGACUAGUCUUCUAACUUAGACAUUCCAAAGAGGUAGAAGAAGUCACUAUUACUAUUUUAUUAAACAUCAACAGUUAAAAGCUUGUAUUUUCUGCAGAAAAACAAAAAACUGCUUAGAAUCUUUGUUACAAUCAUCAUCAUCAUCAUCAUCAUCAUCAUCAUCAUUUGCACAUUUA